AUGUCAACUACCCUAUUCCUCGUGUUAUCACGCGCUGGGACGCGUCGAGAACUUGAGCGCUGCCAGAAGCGAGCCGAUCAUCGACAGUUCCGGCCGCGUGGCCUAAUGGCUAAGGCGCUAGAUUUCGGUUUCCAGUUCCCGAACUCUCUAGAGAUUCCAGUAAGGCCAACAGACGGUGACCUAGCGACGAUCGUUCAAGCGACUGGGUACCGAGCACCGCCAAGUACUGAAAUUGAUUGGUCAAGCCAUGAGAACAGCGCUCUGCCAGAUCUAGCAUCCAGGUUCAGAUUCACGACGCACUACGCCCUGUGUGUCAUGGACCGUGAGCUUUGGGAGAGUACAUCCGUGAGCUUGCUCCAGAAGUUCAGAGGGGCAAGGUUCUGGGAUCACCCUGGCGAUUUCACUAUGAUGUCGCCGUCCAGGAGUAGCCGAAGCAACAGUAGUAUGAGACCAGCAAUCUUCAAUGCGUGCAUCCCCUGGUCCGACGGGGACAUUGAAAACAUAGACAGUGGAGAGGUCAUUGGGCAGACGGAUAUGUCCAAUAAGGAGAUAACUCGAGACUAUACAGCGCUUCGAGAAGAUUGGACGUACAUGCCGAUCUUUUGGAACUGCCAUGACCUUGCGAUCCGACUCGCUUACAUCAUUGUCCGGCCAUCGCGGCAUGUCAUCCGGGUCCUCAAGCGACUGAUGAUAUUACUCCGCCAAGCCUGCCAUAAGGAGAUCAAGUGGGACCAUACGGCCGGCAACGUUUGCGUCGGCGGAUGGGGAGUAGCCGCUCUGGGUGGUAUGGCUAGUGUGCCGCCCUUAGCUAUGGUUGGCUUCGGUGUGUUCAUGGUUGGAUGGUCUGUAGGUUUCUUUGGAGGGAUUGCAGUGCAUGUAAAGGAAAAGGCAAGAUAUGAGUUCAUGAACAAGUUGGAGGAGAAGUUCCCCCAGCUCAAGUUUCUUCAUAGCUGA
Fusarium subglutinans is the source of this 954-nucleotide messenger RNA. RefSeq lists its product as uncharacterized. The record is from RefSeq and is a predicted model, not a curated record. The transcript is spliced from 4 exons. NCBI's taxonomy places the organism in Eukaryota, Fungi, Ascomycota, Sordariomycetes, Hypocreales, Nectriaceae. The coding region runs from base 1 to 954 and encodes 317 amino acids.